AUGGAUGCUGAGAAGAGGAUCCGUCUGCUUCAGUUUGUCACCGGGACAUCCAGGGUCCCCAUGAACGGCUUUGCUGAACUCUAUGGUGAGAGACAACACUAUAUGCUUCCUCUGCAGAGCUUUGGCACAGCUCAGUAUGCUAGGAGAGCUGUAGGAGCUUUUUGGAUAGGGUUGUGUAGUAACAGCAGUGUAUUUUAUAGCUGAAUAAUACCUCUGGGAACUUCUGUGUCUCAAUCCCAAACUGUGUGGAUUGACCAAAGACUGUAGUACUGUAUGUUUAUUACCUCUUUUCCCAUGUCAUCUCAGGUUCCAAUGGGCCUCAGUUGUUCACAAUUGAACAGUGGGGAACACCUGACAAACUGCCCAGAGCACACACCUGGUGCGUACCUUUUAGCCACCUAAUUUCACACAAUACUUUUGAGUGUGCCUGAAAAGGAUUGUAAAACAUGUUUUUUAUGAUUGCUAACACCUCCUAUGAAUGUAGCAUUUAAUGUUAUACAUUUAUUUAGAGUUUGUAGGAAAACAAUUUUUUUUAAAUGCUCAGAGGGAGGAAAUUCUGUUUCUCUUCUCUAGCUUCAACAGGCUAGACCUGCCUACCUACGAGUCAUUUGACGACCUGCGAGAGAAGCUGUUGAUGGCUGUGGAGAAUGCUCAAGGCUUCGAGGGCGUCGACUAA
Coregonus sp. 'balchen' is the source of this 676-nucleotide messenger RNA. The record is from the annotation of a GenBank genome assembly. Lineage: Eukaryota; Metazoa; Chordata; Actinopteri; Salmoniformes; Salmonidae.